GUGGGAGAAGAAUGGAACGAGAAUGGAAGGUGCGAAAACGUGGGGCUGAGGCUGAGGGAGGUGUUUAUAUGUGGCUGGGUUUCUCGUGGGUGAUAUUUUCAAUGUGCUCCGGGUUUACUGGAGGCGGAUGGAAUAAACUCUGGAUAAUUGAUGCUUGGCUAUGAUAAUCCUCAAAUUUCUUCUGGGACUUGUCCUUGCCCUCUGUCUACAGACAGCAGGGGCAUACGACCAAAUCAUCUGCUGCGAGCUCGCUAAGAGUAAAGGAGCAUUCAUCGACGAUGUCCCUCCUCCCGAGAACCAAACAUGUGGCCAAAAUUACCUGAAAGGCCAACCAGCGGCUCCAAGUCUCUGGGCACCUUACAAGUUCUGCAGCUCCCAAUGUCCCGGCAUGCAGCUGUCGAAAGCCGGCGAACCUACCCAAUACACGUCAGUACUAAUCAACUUCAUCUUGCCGUCCGUUAUCUUCAGUAUGACGAUCCCCCGCCGGAAAAAGAUCGAGUUCAACUACCUGUUCGAAUUUGAACGGCCGAGGCGUGCUACUCGCUACCCCAAAGUUAAUGAUUAUCUGCAGCUCUUAUUUUCGUUGAUCUGUUUCUUAGUUCUUCUGAUCCCUGUUACUAUCGACACCGUUCUUUGGAUUACGGUGAUUGUUAUUGGAGCGGGGAAUAUGUUGGUAGGCGGGUUGUACGAGGCUCACCUGGAUUAUCGAAUCAUGAAGUAUACCAAGGAUAUGGCUCACGGAGCAGACGAGGAUAAGCUGAGGAUCAAGAGGGAGUUGCUUGUUACUGUCGCUUCGGGGAAUUUGAUGCUGGAGAAGGGCAAUCCACAGAAGAGUAUUCCGGCCAGUCUCACGAUUCCAGGAGAGCAUGCUCCGAAAAAUGGAUAUGAGAAAGCCAGAUCACGACUCCUGAAUCUGCUGGGAGCACAGUCGAGAUUUGGUGAGCUAGUUGGAAGUCCUGUGUUGUUUUACCUGGGCACUUUCCUGUACACAACCCUGGACCUUCGGAACUCUCUUUCGGAUGAAGAUACUGCUAUCUCCCUUGGCUUUGGAAUCGAGUGGAUGAUUAUUGUCCAUGUUGCUAUCGUCAGUGGGUGUCUCCUAGCAAGCAAUAAUCCCAGUACUUCGGCCGGCAUUGUGGGGUCUGGCCAUGAGGAGCUGGAACAUGAGCACCGAAAGCUCCAGCGCCGUGCCACGUUCGUCGGCCAGAAUCACGGGCUUGAAUCUCCAGGAUGGACUUGGGAACGCUUCGCUCACUCCGUUUUGGGUUGGAGCGAUGCGUAUGAGACCGAAUUCCAGCCUAUAUCACUCUGGGAGCGUGGCAGCAAUAAGAUGAAAUGGAUCAAGAAAUCGGAAGCAUAGAAGCAGGACCCGGCUUUUAGAAGACUUAUGGAAGUCACGCCGCUGGGGUGGUUUUUCAAGAUCUUUCUACCUGUACUGGCCCUUGUCGUUCUUCCUCCUGGAAGUGGGGGCGUUGUUGCGUAUUGGACC
Messenger RNA from Hyaloscypha bicolor E, 1489 nucleotides. RefSeq lists its product as uncharacterized. The coding region runs from base 161 to 1360 and encodes 399 amino acids. The transcript has 3 exons. The record is from RefSeq and is a predicted model, not a curated record. Lineage: Eukaryota; Fungi; Ascomycota; Leotiomycetes; Helotiales; Hyaloscyphaceae.